Carassius auratus (goldfish) is the source of this 4235-nucleotide messenger RNA. RefSeq names its product calpain-3-like. Bases 445 to 2622 code for a protein of 725 amino acids. Gene Ontology annotation, cellular component: cytoplasm. The transcript is spliced from 21 exons. Gene Ontology annotation, molecular function: calcium-dependent cysteine-type endopeptidase activity; calcium ion binding. Lineage: Eukaryota; Metazoa; Chordata; Actinopteri; Cypriniformes; Cyprinidae. Gene Ontology annotation, biological process: proteolysis; negative regulation of apoptotic process. The record is from RefSeq and is a predicted model, not a curated record.
CUGAACUCUAUUGAGAACAGGUUUAAAGGCUGUGAAUGCCUUCUGCUGAGGUAGGCCAUCUCACUGGCCUCUCUUUGCAGGGCUGCUCUCCUUUGUGUCACCCUACAAUGGCGGCACGAGAGCACAACUGUCGCCCAAUACUCAUUGUCCGUCAGCCAAUGAGAGCAGUCCAAAGAGAAGACUGUAGCAGUUUGUGUAUGUAUGCAGGUGUGUUUGUGUGUACAUAUUUGUGCACGUAAAAGGAGUGUGUUCACACGUUGUCUUUUUCUUCUAACCCUGUUUUCUAUUCCCUGACUGCAUGAAAGGUGCAUCAUAUAGCAGGACAACCAAUCAGAGUUCAGCUGUUUGAAUUUAUGCCAGGGAUUUUUGGCUUGUGAGAUUUAAGUUGUGGUGGCAAAAGCCAGUAUUUUCAAUCCCUAAAAAACACUGUCCCAGUGAGACGAGAUGCCCUAUACACCAUCUGGUUUCUUUUGCGACCGGUUAAUCCGUGAAAGAGAGAGAAGGGAUGGCGAAGGAUCCCUGAGCAAACCCAUCCGUUUCAGUGGCCAGGACUACAACACCCUCAAGCAGGAGUAUCUCCAGAAGAAGGCCCUUUUUGAGGAUGAAUCCUUCCCUGCCACUGUGGACUCCCUUGGCUUCAAAGAGUUGGGCCACAAGUCCAACAAAGUCAAGAACAUUGUCUGGAAGCGUCCCAAGGAGAUAUGUGAUAACCCACAGUUCAUUGUUGGAGGCGCUAGCAGGACAGAUAUCUGCCAGGGAGACCUGGGAGACUGCUGGUUGCUUGCAGCCAUUGCAUCCUUGACUCUGAACGACAAGCUGCUGUAUCGUGUUAUACCUCAAGAGCAGAGCUUCUCUGAAGGCUAUGCUGGAAUUUUCCAUUUCCAGUUCUGGCAUUAUGGCGACUGGGUGGAUGUCGUUGUUGAUGACCGCAUUCCCACCUUCAACAACCAGCUGGUGUUCACCAAGUCGGCUGAAAGAAAUGAAUUCUGGAGUGCUCUGCUGGAGAAAGCUUAUGCUAAGCUUCAUGGUUCCUAUGAGGCUCUUAAAGGUGGAAACACUGCUGAGGGGAUGGAGGACUUCACUGGUGGAGUGACUGAAUUCUAUGAGAUGAAGGAGGCCCCUAAAGAGCUUUAUAAGAUCAUGAAGAAAGCUCUGGAGAGAGGCUCCCUCAUGGGCUGCUCCAUUGAUUCCCUGGUUCCAGCUCGCUUUGAAACUCGUACUACAACAGGACUCGUGAAGGGUCAUGCCUACUCUGUUACUGCUGUAGAGGAGUGUAAACAGUCCCAACAGAAGGAGACUAAAGUUCGUUUGGUGCGUCUGCGUAACCCUUGGGGUCAGGUCGAAUGGAACGGACCUUGGAGCGAUAAUUCAAAAGAGUGGGAAACCCUCUCUAAAGGAGAAAAAGAGAAACUUCAGCAUCAGAACGCUGACGAUGGAGAAUUCUGGAUGUCAUUUGAGGAUUUUAAGAAAAACUACACCAAAAUUGAGAUUUGCAACCUGACCCCUGAUGCUUUGGAGGACGACAAGUUGCACAAAUGGACCGUGUCUGUUAAUGAGGGACGCUGGGUUAGAGGAUGCUCUGCCGGAGGAUGCAGGAAUUAUCCAGAAACGUUCUGGACAAAUCCACAAUACCGCCUGCGUCUCUUGGAGGAAGAUGAUGACCCGGAGGAUGAUGAAGUGGCUUGCACCUUUGUUGUUGCUCUAAUGCAGAAAAACAGGCGUAGAGAACGCAAGUUGGGUGCAAAUCUCUUCACUAUUGGAUUUUCCAUCUAUGAGGUUCCAAAGGAGAUGCACGGAAACAAGCAGCACAUGCAGAAGGAGUUCUUCAUGUCUAGCAACUCUAAGGCUCGUUCCAAGGCCUACAUUAACCUGCGCGAGGUGACCCAGCGUUUCCGUCUGAGCCCCGGGGAGUACGUCAUCAUUCCCUCCACCUACGAGCCGCACCAGGAAGGCGAGUUCAUCCUCCGCGUCUUCUCUGAAAAGAGGAACACCUCUGAGGAGAUAGAGAACAGGAUUGAAGCUGAUCAUCCAGUGCCGGCUCCGGCUUCGACUGGGGAAGAGAGUGAGGAGGACCAGCAGUUCCUGUCCAUUUUCCAGCAGAUCGCGGGGGACGUGAGUACUGGGGAGCCACUGAGCGCUGGGGGGAGUCAAAUGGAGAUCUCAGCCAAUGACCUCAAAGAUGUCUUGAACAAGGUGGUGCCUAAAUACAAGGACAUAAAUACUGAGGGCUUCAGUCGUGAGAACUGUAGAAGCAUGAUUGCUCUCAUGGACAUGGACGGAAAAGGAAGACUUAACCUACAAGAGUUUAGACACCUGUGGAACAAAAUCAAACAGUGGCAGGGAAUCUUCAAGUCCUAUGACUUUGAUCACACUGGCACUAUCAGCAGCUAUGAGAUGAGAAACGCCAUCAAUGAUGCAGGGUUCCGUCUGAACAACCAGCUCUAUGACAUCAUCACCAUGCGCUACGCCAAUGAAAGCAUGAACAUCGACUUUGACAGUUUCGUCAGCUGUCUUGUGCGACUGGAGGGGAUGUUCAGAGCAUUCCAGGCCUUUGAUCAAGGUGGAGAUGGCACCAUCAGACUUAAUGUACUGGAGUGGCUUCAGCUAACCAUGUAUGCAUAGACCGACUGUGGAUCCAGGUGAGCCCGGACUCGGAAAGGACCAGAACCACCAGCUCUUACCUCAACACUCAAUGUGCCAGACUACUGUUACCUCUUUCUCUGUACCUCAGCCCACACUGAACACCAGCUCUACAAACUUAACACAUGAUUACUCCUCUUCAUUUUAGUUUUAUAUGAGAUGGCAAGAAGAGUGAAGUGAGUAUUAGUGUUACAGACCGACAUUUCUGGGGGGCGUUGUGCCCAAGCUCCAUAUACAUGGCGGCAUGUCACAGUUUCUGAUUUUCUGUUGUCAUUCAUUCCUCAGAGUAGCUUUUCACAUGAACUUCAUUCAGUUUGUCUACACUGGUGUUACAGGCAGCAUUUCUCUUUUACCUCACCUAGCCUCAAAAGAUGCUAAUGUUCCAUGGCCCUGAGAUUUCCUUUGCCAUAUGCUGAUGGACCUAAUAUAUAAUUGAUUCUCUAAUAUUACAUAGAACUAUAACAAUAAAAAGGAAUCGAUUUGGAUUUAACUCUUGACAAUAUCGCACACUUCUUCUUACAUUGUACACAUGAUGCCUUGCAGUGAUGAGAAAAACUACUUGAAAUCCGUUCACACUGAAACACAAUCCAGGUUUGUUUCUGAUUUCACACCACAUGUGGAUAUGGUUUUAACCAGGUUUGUAAAUCAGAAUUUUGUCUGAACAAAGUGUCUAAGACACUUGGAGACACUUAUCAUCAUACUGCCACUCUUUCUGAUUCAGAUUUCUUAAAAAAUGUGUUUCCAUCUUCACCCAGAUAGCCUCCCAUUUGAUUUGGUUAAAUCAAUCCAUUGAAAAAAGCAUCCAUUAAAUCCACUAAAAAAGCAUGCAUGAGGGCCAUGAAGGUGGUCUUUAUUGUUUCAAAUCCUGGUUGUUUGUGGAGACAAUUUUGUUUAAAUGAUAGAAAAUAAACCUAAAGAACCAAGGAAAAUAAUUCAAAAUUAACAUAGUAGUCAUGGGUCAAUGCGAAGCUUUUUUAUUUUAUUUUAUGAGUGUACUGACUUCAGCUGUUUAAUAAUCGUGUAGUUCUUGGUUUAAGUGCUUUCCCAGGAUCAAUAAAUCAGUUUUUAAGCCUAAUUAUUUAGACAAAAGCACAAGUACGCUAUCAUGCGCUGGUGUGGAUGCUUUUAUCAUUAUAUUAAUAGUUAUCAUUCUUGGUGUGAACGGGGCUUAACGGUGGCAUGCCGGCAAAUGAAGUCAACAGUAAAAUGAUGAAUGAAUGUUUUGUGCUAUUUUAGUGAGAUAACACUUCAACAUAUCUAAUUGUUUUCUAAGAAGACGUCUUUAUUGAUUUAAAAGUAAUGGGAGACCAUUUCUAGCCAAAUUUCCCCUUGGGAUAAAGGAAAUGCACACAGGAGCACAGUGUAACUUUUAUUUAGUUUGUUUCAAUAGCAUGUGUGUACAAAAUGUCUAUAAAGAUUUUAACAGUAUUUGAAAUGAACAAGUGUGAGAAACUUGGGAAUACCAGUUUAGAGGCUGGCUGCAAAUCUCUCCUCAGCAACACACAACUAUAGCAAAAGAGCUGAGACACAUUUCAAAGGUUGUGACUGGGUGGAAAAACUAGCUGUAUCUUUGUAUAUGAUAUAAUGUAAUGAGA